Molecule: messenger RNA, 2415 nt
Organism: Aspergillus neoniger CBS 115656
Lineage: Eukaryota; Fungi; Ascomycota; Eurotiomycetes; Eurotiales; Aspergillaceae
Exons: 1
Coding region: 294-2213 (639 amino acids)
Source: RefSeq, a predicted model, not a curated record
CCGACCACGGCUAAACCACAUCCGCCUUUUCGCUAUCGAUCGCCCCUCGAAAAAUUUCGGGGUCGUGUAUAUCGAUAGCAAAUCACCCCACCACAUCUCUCUUUCUCUCUUACUCCUCCCCAUUUCUUUUCUUUGUUUGUUCUGUCUGUCUCUUCAUCCCCUCCUUCCCGCAUUGUCCUUUUCGCCCAUUGGACUCCCCGUCAGACAUCUUCACAAUCCCUGAAUCCGGUUCGGAUGUCAUCCUGCAUAUCCAUCCCAGUCUAGCCCGAUUUCGCUGCAAUCGCACCUGACGCAUGAUUCCGUCGCAACCCCUCCCACUCGCCGAAGAGUGGACGGAUCCGGAUGCCUACGUCGAGGCCCUCCUGUCUUUCGCCAAUUCUUCCGCCAUCUUCAGGCAUCUUUGCGGCGGUGUACACAUCCUCGAUUUCCUGACCCGAGAACCUGACCUGUAUACCUCGCUGUUGCCGGAACACUGGAGGACCUUUUUCGACCAGCAUGAUAUUCAAGACAUUCUGGACCUGCUUCUGCGGGAUGACAUCCGGCCUCUGUUAGACCAGAGUCGGGAGGCUGCUGCGCGUGGCGGCGAGUCAACCGCACAGUGGCGCGGGGCGCCUCUGCCUCCCUUGGACCUAUUGGAGUAUAUCCAUCAGAUCCGUCGACUGAGUCUGGGGCGGGAUUUCACCCCCGCGCAGCCCGGAACGCCGACGAUCCCGAGGAAGAUCGCGGUUGGCAUGAAUGUCAAGAAGUAUCACGAGGUCGCGCACUUUUCGAAAUACGUCGAUUCGCUCUGUGACACGGUGAAUGAACAACGGGGCGAUCCCAUUACACACAUUGUCGAUUUCGGUUCGGGCCAGAGCUACCUCGGACGGACGCUGGCGUGUGCUCCCUACAACAGACACAUCGUUGCCAUUGAGCGGAAGCAUCAAUUCAUCAGCGGCGCGAAGGGGAUGGAUAUUCAUGCGAAGCUGCAGGAGAAGAAACGCGUCAACAUGUACAAUAAGAAAUUGGUCAACUGCAAGACUUGUGCAGAACCGGAUGCGCCUGCAGAGACGGAUGCCGAUCGUCAGGAAUCCGCCAAUCUGAAGGCGGAUGCUACAGAGGGCCCAAGCGAUGCGGCAGGUGGUGAAGAGGAUAUGGCCAUGAUCAACGUCUUCCGUGAUAUCAGUCUCGCACCUGGCGAGAUUGGGUUCGCUCCCUACCGCAAUGCCCCGAAAACUGCCACCGAAGAGGAAGUCGAUCCGGAGAAACCUCGAGGUAAAAUGGACUACAUUGAGCAUGAGAUCAAGGACGGUUACCUCGAGCCCAUUAUCAAAGACGUCAUCGAGACUGAGCCUGUCGAAGGGGAGACUGAAGCUCAAGGCGGAUCAAAGGAUGCUAACGUCAUGGUCAUCUCUUUACAUUCUUGUGGCAACCUUCUCCAUCACGGAGUACGGUCUCUGACCCUGAAUCCCUCCGUUAAAGCCAUUGCUAUGAUCGGAUGUUGCUACAAUCUGGUCACUGAGAGACUGGGUCCUGCUACCUACAAGCUUCCCAUUCUCCGCUCGAUGCAUCCCCGUCUGACCAAGGAUGCAGUUGCAUACGACCCUCAUGGCUUCCCGAUGUCGAAGCGCUUCGAGGGUUACGAACAUGAAAGUGGAACGGGCAUGAAGCUCAACAUCACCGCCCGCUCCAUGUCCUUACAGGCCCCGUACAACUGGAGCAAGAAAGACAGCGAAGAUUUCUUCACCCGCCACUUCUAUCGGAGUCUGCUUCAGCGCAUGCUUGUGGAUCGCAAGGUAGUUGCGAAGCCCAAGAACCCAGACAAUUCAGACAAUCUGUACGAUGAAUCCACGGAACCUGAAGAUGCCGGAAACCCUCUGAUUGUAGGGUCCCUGCGGAAAUCGGCCUUUGUUUCCUUCUCCGCGUAUGCCAAUGCUGCAGUGACGAAGCUGGGUCGCGACCCGAACUUCGGCGAGAAGGUCAAGGCAGGCAUGGCAGAUUUGACCGAGGAAGAUUUCGAUCGUUACGUGAAGGAUUACUGGUAUGCGAAAAAGAACCUGAGCGUGGUCUGGAGCUUGAUGGCUUUCAGUGCUGCUCUGGUUGAGGCCAUCAUUGUCGUUGACAGAUGGCAAUUCCUGCGGGAACACGACUCCGUGAAGGAGUGCUGGGUUGAGCCGGUGUUUGAGUACAAGGAGAGUCCGAGAAACUUGGCAGUCAUUGGAAUCAAGAAGUAAGCCAAGUUUGCUAUGGUUUUUGAAUAUGGCCUAUCAGUUCGCCUACGCUUCCGGAACUCCCUGAUUUACAGAUAGCUGUGGCUGUCUAGGCUGCGGGUCUCCGGGUGGUGAUUGAAGUUGUCCGAACGAAAACACCGACCCGAUACGGGUCUACUGAGAUAUGCCCGGAGGAGGGGAAAAGAGAGGAUAGGCCUACCGGCCU